UAGAAAAUGCAGCAUCUGGAGCUGAUAUUUAACAUUGUUAGUCUUCAUAAAGGUACAUUUUAAAUAUUCCUGGCUUGGUAUACCGAUGGGCAGCCUUUAUCGCAAUUGAUAGAGCUCUGUUUUGACCAUUUACCCUACUAUAUCUCAGCUUACUUUACAGAAGGCCUACCCAGGAAGUUUAUACCUAGGCCUAGACAAAACAUCUGUGCCUGUGCAGGAAGUUAUAUAGGCUGUGUUAUUUCGCUUGUAAAUAGCAAUAUACUUUCUAAAUCACAGUAGGCCUAGCUGAAUAUGUGACACACGGUUUAAUGGCUACAUUGAUGAAGAUGGAAUGUUAUCCGUACCUGAUUUGUUUUGCCCUGUUUGCGUCAUUCACUUGUACUUUGCAAAUCACUUGUUAUAACCACGACCCUCUUUCGAUUAAUGGAACCCACCCUCCCAGCGAUCUACGUUGUCCAGAGAAAUGUAACUGCACAUAUUGUGCAAACAGAGAAAGACCGAUCUUAAAAUACCGCCAUGAUGUAGAUUGUUCACGUCAGGAAUUAUCAAAAACUCCUUCAAAGAACACGUUACCAGCUGAUGUUGUUUUUUAUUUCUUGAAAAUGAAUAAUAUUAAAUCACUGAAGAACAAUUCCUUUAACACAUUAGACGUCUUAGAACAUCUGUAUCUUGACCAUAACGAGCUAGAUGACACAGGUAUUGAAAUGGAUGCAUUCAGUGGCCUGAGAAAAUUGAGAUAUCUCUCGAUGAACAAUAAUCCAUACUUCAGUAAACUUCGAGCAGCAUGGUUCGUAGACCUUGUAUCGCUAGAAAUAUUACAUCUACGGUUCUGCGAAAUUGACACAUUAGAGAGUGAUGUCUUUAAGCAUUGUAAACAUUUGAAAGAAGUUGAUCUUUCUCACAAUUCUAUUCUAUCAUUCCCAUCAGGCGUUUUUCAAAAUCUGUUUGCACUCAUGUACCUAUACAUGUCCAAUAAUAAAAUAUAUGAACUUAAGAAUCAAGCAUUUGUCAAUUCCAAUCGUAUACAGGCAAUCUCUCUUCAUGACAAUUCCCUCACUACCAUUAACGAAAAUGUUGGUUUUCAAAACUUGAGACAAUUACAGAAACUUAAUGUCGCAUUCAACAGCUUCUUGUGUGAUUGCAAUUUAGUCUGGUUUAGAAAGUGGAUAAACAGUACGAACGUCACAGUUGCAGACAUUUUUCAUACAGAAUGUUAUCGUAAACCUGGACGGAAGAUGUACAUCAAACUGCUGCAUUUUGAUCCUGAUACAUUACAGUGUAGUAAAUUAAUUAAGAUCUUAAAGAUCACCAUACCGCCUGUGUCAGCUUUAGUUGUCAUUUUAAUAAUUGGAACUCUUCUGUACUACUUCAGAUAUGAUUUAAGGUACUGGAAUCAACGACGACGUCUUAGAAAGCAAUAUGAACAAAUUAACAAGCAAGGACCACCACCAAUCAAUGGAGAAAACAUUAAAUAUGACGCGUUUGUGUCCUACAACAGUAAAGACCAACCUUGGAUCAUUUCUGUAUUGCAACCAAAGUUGGAAAUCGAUCGCAAUUUCAAACUGUGUGUUGACUACCGCGACUUCAUAGCGGGAGAAGCAGUUGUAGAUAAUAUCGCGAAUGCUGUUAAAUACAGCCGAAAAGUGCUGUUGGUUGUCUCCAAAAACUUCAUCAAAAGUGAAUGGUGUUAUUUCGAACUAGAGAUGGCACGCAUGCGCAUGUUCGACAAUCACGAAGAUAUCCUGGUUGUGGUUGUACUUGAGAAAGUGUCAGCGAAAGAUAUGCCGAUCCUAUUACAUAAGAUACUGACCACGAAAACGUAUAUAGAGUGGGAAGAACACCCAGAGGGACAGGUAUUGUUCUGGGCUAAGCUGGAAGCAGCACUCGUGUCACCUAAUUGCCCCAGAUACAGACUUCUGCAUAAUCCCUUAGGCCUACCUGAAUAUAUAUGUGACACACGGUUUAAGGCUACAUUGAUGAAGAUGGAAUGUUAUCCGUACCUGAUUUGUUUUGCCUUGUUUGCGUCAUUUACUUGUACUUUGCAAAUCACUUGUUAUAACUACGACCCUCUUUCGAUUAAUGGAACCCACCCUCCCAACGAUCUACGUUGUCCAGAGAAAUGUAACUGCACAUAUUGUGCAAACAGAGGAACACCGAUCUUAAAAUACCGCCAUAAUGUAGAUUGUUCACGUCAGGAAUUAUCAAAAAUUCCUUCAAAGAACACGUUACCAGCUGAUGUUGUUUUUUAUUUCUUGAAAACGAAUAAUAUUAAAUCACUGAAGAACAAUUCCUUUAACACAUUAGCCGUCCUAGAAUAUCUUUAUCUUGACCAUAACGAGCUAGAGGACACAGGUAUUGAAUUCGAUGCAUUCGGUGGCCUGAGAAAAUUGAGAUAUUUCUCGAUGAAUAAUAAUCCGUACCUCAGUAAACUUCGAGCAGCAUGGUUCGUAGACCUUGUAUCGCUAGAAUUAUUACAUCUACAGUUCUGCGGAAUUAACACAUUAGAGAGUGAUGUCUUUAAGCAUUGUAAACAGUUGCAAAAAGUUGAUCUUUCUCACAAUUCUAUUGUGUCAUUCCCAACAAGCGUUUUUCAAAAUCUGUUUGCACUUAUGUACCUAUACAUGCCAAAUAAUAAAAUAAAUGAACUCCCGAAUCAAGCAUUUAUCCAUUCCAAUUGUAUACAGGCAAUCGCUCUGCGUGACAAUUUCCUCACUACCAUUAACGAAAAUGUUGGUUUUCAAAACCUGAGCGAAUUGCAGACACUCAACUUAUCAUACAACAAAUUCUCCUGUGAUUGCAAUUUAGUUUGGUUUAGAAAGUGGAUAGACAAGACGAACGUAACAAUUAAAGACAUCGGUCAUACAGAAUGUUUCCGUAAACAUGGACAAAGCAAUAUGUACAUCAAACUGAUGGAUUUCAAACCUGAUACAUUACAGUGUAGCAAAUUAAUUACGAUCUUAAGGACCACCAUACCGUCUGUUUCAGCUUUAGUUGUCAUUUCAAUAAUUGGAACUCUUCUGUACUACUUCAGAUAUGAUUUAAGGUACUGGAAUCAACGACGACGUCUUAGAAAGCAAUACGAACAAAUUAACAAGCAAGGACCACCACCAAUCAAUGGAGAAAACAUUAAAUAUGACGCGUUUGUGUCCUACAACAGCAAAGACCAACAUUGGAUCAUUUCUGUAUUGCAACCAAAGUUGGAAAUCGAUCGCAAUUUCAAACUGUGUGUUGACUACCGCGACUUCAUUGCGGGAGAAGCAAUUGUAGAUAAUAUCGCGAAUGCUGUUAAAUACAGCCGAAAAGUGCUGUUGGUUGUCUCCAAAAACUUCAUCAAAAGUGAAUGGUGUUAUUUUGAACUAGAGAUGGCACGCAUGCGCAUGUUCGACAAUCACGAAGAUAUCCUGGUUGUGGUUGUACUUGAGAAAGUGUCAGCGAAAGAUAUGCCGAUCCUAUUACAUAAGAUACUGACCACGAAAACGUAUAUAGAGUGGGAAGAACACCCAGCAGGACAGGUAUUGUUCUGGGCUAAGCUGGAAGCAGCACUCGUGUCACCUAAUUGCCCCAGAUACAGACUUCUGCAUAAUCCCUGCAAAUGAAUAAUACGUAAUGAAAGUACUGAUGUCAGUGUAAUUGUAACAUUUUUAUUGUAAAUCAAAUUGUUAGGCAGAUCCUUUUAACUUUAAAGAGCAGUUCACAACGUUUCAAACGUGGUAUGAUGCUGUUUACACAGUUCACUUUUUCUUUGAAUGCUUUAAGAGAUGAUGUGAAUAAAUGCGCUAUAAUAAUAAUAUUUUUACCCAUAACCAUGUACUGUAUUGCUAUAAUACAAUGUCAUUAAGUUUCUACUUGAAUGUCUUAGCAUAAUUAUUAUUGAUAUAAGAUUGAUUGACUGGUUAAUUGAACUAUUCAUUAAUCGAUCAAUUUGUUUAAUUUAUUUAUUUUAUUCAAUGAUCGAUUCAUUUAUUUAAUUGAUUAUUGAUUGUAUGACUGGCUGAUUGUUCAAUCAAUCGUUCGAUCGAUAGGUUGAUCAUACAAUUAAUUAAUUAAUUGAUUAAUUGAUUGUCGGUAGGUCGAUCGACAAAUUGACUGACUGGUUUGAAUGAUUGGUCGGACGAUUGACUGUUUGGUUGAUUGAUUGAUUGAGAUAUUGAUUUAUUCUUGCUGAAUCCACGUGCACAUUUGAAUGGUUCACCAAAGUAUUACUUGUUUUAACAUUCGCCACUAAUUUACUAUACAUUGAUAUUCUAAUAGAAUCAAAUGCACAGCGUAAAUCUAUAAAUGCAAUACACAGUACCAUGUGUUUUGACAAAUACCUGUUUAUGUUAGUAUCUAACAAAAAAUCUUUCUAAAUCCACUCUGUUCUUAGUGCAAACAAAUCAUUCUCAUCAGCCCAAUUAUUGCGUCUAUUAUUUAAGAUAUACAAAAAUAUUUUCCCAUGAUUGACAAAAGUGACAUUCCCGUGUAAUUUUCUGAGCAGUCCCUUUUUCCUUUCUUAAAUAUAGGUAAUACUAUUCGCCAAUUGAUGUGGGAAAGUACCACUAUUAAAAACGUUAUUAAACAGUUUAACGAUUGAGUCAAAAUAACGCAAUUUGGUGCAUUUAUAAUGCAUUCUGUUGCAGGCCCCAUCAAUACCUGGGCUUUAUCCUUUUUGUGUGCUUUGAUUGCAUGUAAAACUUCUUCUAAACUAAUUUCAUCAUUACAUUAUCAAUCUUUAUACCAUACUUUAAAGUAAUAAUAUUUCAAAUGUUUGAAAUGCACCAGAAUACGACGCAUUACAAAAAUAUACAGUAAAGUUUAAAUGUACAAGUGGGGGACACAUUAUAUUAAUUGAUCGGUAUCUUUUGUUCAUUCACGUAUAACAUAUAACAUCAAAAUAUAGCAACACAGGAUGAAUUACAGUUUGAAUGUAUGGUACAAAUUAGGCAAAUCAAUAAAUUAAUAUAUAUGUAUGUAUAUACAAUCACCCGAUUAUGCUAUUAUCACUAGGUAUAAUCGCGUGUCAGUCACACUGUAGUGUGGCAGUAUUUCUAAAUAUUAUAACAGUUUCUAAAUAUUAUAAAUCUGUAUCUCAGUAACCGCUUUCA
Messenger RNA from Anneissia japonica, 5084 nucleotides. RefSeq lists its product as uncharacterized. Gene Ontology annotation, biological process: toll-like receptor signaling pathway; inflammatory response; immune response. Gene Ontology annotation, cellular component: membrane. Lineage: Eukaryota; Metazoa; Echinodermata; Crinoidea; Comatulida; Comatulidae. Bases 309 to 3596 code for a protein of 1095 amino acids. The record is from RefSeq and is a predicted model, not a curated record. The transcript is spliced from 4 exons. Gene Ontology annotation, molecular function: transmembrane signaling receptor activity; protein binding.